Molecule: messenger RNA, 621 nt
Organism: Pocillopora meandrina
Lineage: Eukaryota; Metazoa; Cnidaria; Anthozoa; Scleractinia; Pocilloporidae
Source: the annotation of a GenBank genome assembly
UCUUAUUGCCAGUGUGUUAAUAAAUCUGUUUUCAGUGGACUAUGUGCAUCAGUUAAAGAGAUCUAUAACAAUGAAGGACUUGGUGGAUUUUUUAGGUAGGAAAUGAAUGUUCCGUUACUGACUAAUUAUGGCAUUAAAAUUAAGAAAACUUAUAUUUCAUGUUCUUUAUCCUUUGUGACUAUGAUUUGAAUCAUUAUGUAGUUUCUUGCAAUAAUCAUCAGUUUUUUUCUAAGUGGAAUAAUUGAAAAGUUGAAUCAGCAAUAGUUGCACUCUUAGCUGAAAAUCAAUCAAAUGUAGCCAAGUGGUCCAGGCACAAAAUGUAGCUUGAACAAAAGAAGUGUUACUUUUAAUUAGAAAUUUCUCAUUCAGCAAGUACUUUGCUUAAUUCAAAAGCAACUAUUAACAAUGAUAGUGGCUUUGCAAAGAAGAGUUUUGUGGCUAUUGGUUGAGAAAUAAUUCAACUAGGAAUCACCUAACAAUAGUAUUUAAUUUGUGUCCUGUUAAAUGUCAUCUAUUGCUGUCAACAGUGGUAUCAUUCCUCGUAUUGUUGGAGAAGUCCUGUCCCUUUUGUUAUAUCAAGGAGCUUGCUUCUUGGUCAGCAAAUAUGCUAUUGACAGUGAG